This is a messenger RNA of Nasonia vitripennis (jewel wasp), 1887 nucleotides long. RefSeq names its product tetraspanin-1. NCBI's taxonomy places the organism in Eukaryota, Metazoa, Arthropoda, Insecta, Hymenoptera, Pteromalidae. Gene Ontology annotation, cellular component: membrane. The coding region runs from base 721 to 1416 and encodes 231 amino acids. The transcript is spliced from 6 exons. The record is from RefSeq and is a predicted model, not a curated record.
CUCUUUUUCCCACUCUAUGGAUGGAGCACUUAUAAAUAUUUUUAUUUUGUAUAGAGCAAUGAAAACAAGCAAAGAUUGUAGGAUGGGAUAGAAAUGAUAGAAAAGCGUAAGAGUACCGAACGAAAAUUAACAUUUUUUUCUAUACAUAAUUUUUAAUUAUUACUUUAGUCUCCAAAGAAUAAUUUUUAAGAUAUAACCUGCUGAAAUAUUCGCCGGAAAAGUUUAUUUAUAUUUAAAACAAAAUUGUUCCCAUAAUGAAGUCUGAAUAGUGUGUAGUUUGGACAAUAUUCGAUUAUAUUCAUUAUAUUUUGUAAAACUUAAACUUAAAAAUGGGUGUUUUUGAAUGUUAUGGAAUAAUCAAAUUCAUGUUAGUUUUUGUAAAUCUGGUCUUUUGGGAUCUUUCGAUUGGCAUCCACGGACCACUCAACUAAAAAGAUGAACGAUGAGAGUUCUGAAGAAAAAAAUGUAUACUUCUGCUUAGUAGAGGUCUAAAUGCAUGUCCAAAUCUUCAUUAUUGAUUUAGCCUAAGCUGUGUACGCAUGAUACUUUUUCAAAGGCCUUGAUUUUUAAUUGGUUUUUAUCAAUAACUUUAGUAAAUGUGAAUGCAAAUCGUUCAGAAUUAUUAUGUAAACUUCUCUUAUCAUCAAAAUGAAGCUGAAAAUUUGAUAAUGUAUAUUGCAAAAGGCAUUUGGAUCAUUAGCAGUAUCUCUUUCAAUUUGGAUGUUGGUGGACCAAGCAUUUUUGAUUACACUCUCUCAAGACCAACCAAACUUUUAUGCUGGACUUUAUAUUUUACUUGCUGCUGGGACAUUAAUGUUUAUAAUAUCAUUUCUUGGAUGUUGUGGAGCGUAUAAAGAGUCACAAUGUAUGCUUGUAAGCUUUUUUAGCUGUAUGCUUAUAGUUAUUGUUGCCCAAAUUGCUACAGCAGCUUGGUUGUACGCCAAUAGCAAUAGACUUGAAGAGCUCGUAAAAUCUAGCAUUCAAGCAAGCAUUAAGUAUGAAUAUAGCAUUAUUCCAACUCGAACUCAAAUAGUUGAUUCAUUUCAACAAAACCUUGGUUGCUGUGGAGCUACAAGUCCUAAUGACUGGGCAGGUAGUAAAUUUUCGUCUUCAGAUGGAUCUUCUGAAAUACUUCUAACUGUGAGCCAAGGAACUAUAUUCAAAGUUCCAAAAAGCUGUUGCAAAAAUGAGACUUCCUUUGAUUGUGAUAUGUCCCGAAAAAUUCGUAUUGCUGAUAUAUUACCUUCAGCUAUUUAUGAUGUUGGAUGUACUGAUCAAAUUAUAAGAGAAUUCAAGAAACAAAGCGGCAUUUUGUUUGGAGUCAUUAUAAGCCUUGGCCUUCUUGAAGUGAUAGCUUCUGUCUUUUCAUUGAUUCUCUGCUGUGCAAUCGGCUCAAACGAUAGAUAUAAAGCAUAAUGAGGACUGCUUAUUCCAGCGUUUUUAUAUCUGUGUGAUUCAUGGCAUGUAAUAAAAAAAGCUGCGACUAAUUGUAAAAUCAGCAAGUUUUGUCUGUGUAUGCUUGUGCAUGUUUUUUAGUGUAAAACAAUGACCAUGUCUGGACUAUACGUGGUUGAAUAAGAAAGAUAGCUAUAUAAUUUUGUAACUAUUUUUAAACAAGUUAAAAAAACUAUUGAAUAUUUAUACGACUACACAAUUUAAAAGUAUUCUCAAUUCUAUAAAUAUUUUCUUUGUAUUUUUUUGUUUAGCUUAAUCCUGAUAGAAACGAUAAUCAUCAGUUGGGUAAUUAAUACAGAAUUUUCAAAGUUAAAACGUCACACUGCGUUUGUAUACUUGUUAUUUACAAAAAACAUUAACUAAAAAUGUAAGCAUGUAUAUUACGUAUGAUUGAGUAUAUUUAUAAUAACAGGAUUAAAUAAUUUUAUAUUC